CAGAAUUUCCUUCUCUGAUGCACACAUGCUGUAGCUAUGGGGAGCAAUGCCGCGUGUUUGCUUUGGCUUGGGAGCCCUUGCUGCAUGGACUGUCUGGAGCUUGUCCUGCUCCUCACAGCAAGCACCCUGGUCUGUUGUUCGUGCUGAGGGACCUGGAGAGUUAUGGCAAUGCUUUCCCAGUUGGUCACCGUUACACAUUUAGUAAAGGAAAUUUAAGCCGAAUCCAAUUGGCUGCUUCUCAGCUUGUCCGUUUCCAGAAACUUACACUGAACUUCCAGCGCUGUUGUUACAUCUCAGCCACCUGUUCUGCCCUUCUGGGCUGGCUGAUGGACUGGCACCCCAUCACAGGAAAGCUGGAUGAGCUCAGAUCAAUGACACUGUGCACUCCUCUCCCCUGAGAUGAUGGCUAUAUGGUUCCUCACCAUUCCCACAUCUCUGGCAUGGAAGAGAAUAUCUGUCUCUUGUGGUUGGAUUCCAGCUGGGCUUCUAAGGCUUGAGCGUUUGCCUCUUUGAUCAUCAAGUACUUGGCUGAACUGCCCUCCUGGUACUGUGGGUGCCAGCAUCCUGCUUUGCCCUCUGCUGAGUUGCUGCGUCCGUGUGCUGUGCCGACAACCCCAUUUUCAGUCAUUUUUAAAUGCAGAGUCCUCCUGAAAUAACCUCUGGUGCGUUUUCCAAGUUUGUACAAGGUGUACGUUCUACAGGCACGAAGACAAAUGAAAUCCCUGCUAUAAACACAUACCUUUCACUUAACUCUGGCACUCUGCACCAGCUCUGGCGCUCUGGAUGGGGAAGCAAGCAGGCAGCAAACUCAGUAUCUCUGUUUUUCUGCUUGCUUGGGAGCUGACGUCAGCAGCAGAUUGUGGCACUGCCUCCUCUUACCUACAGCAAGGACUAAAGAAGGAGAAGAAAACAGCAGCAAACACCUGAGGCUACGUGUUUGUGAGAGGAAAGCUGCUCAGGGUCUCUCCCAUACCCGUCUGUUCUAGCUCUGCUGCUGCCCUUCUCGAGCUGGGGUGCAGGAGGCACUCCAUGUUGGGUUUGUGCUUUUAUCCUUUGGUGGCUCAUUCUGUGAUCUCUGCUAAAAAUAACUAGAAGCAGCAACAGUGGAGAUUCCUCAGCGCCCACACGAAGUGCCAUCCCUCCCUCUGUCCCCGUCAGCGGGAUGCUGCCAGAAACAAAACCUUUAUCUGCUUGGGCAAGAACCAGAGAAACACGAAGGAAAUCCCAGGGUUCCUCAAAAGAGUUGGGAAUUUGGCAGCUGGCAGCACAGGGCUCUGACACCUUCAUCUUCUCCCUCCCAUCCCACCUGCUGUUGCUGUGCACUGUGGCUUUUGGGUAUGAAGCACAGCAGAACGAUUGCUGCAGAUGAAGGGAGAGGAGGUCUGGGCUUGGCUGCCUGUGGUCUGGGAACAGCUGGGCAGCCCUCAGCCUCCUUCCAAAGACAGCUCGGGCAUUUCACAACUCCUGGCUUCAAUUCCUGCGUGGAUUCCCACCUUUCAAGAACAGCCGUGGUGCGCAAGUCCUUGCAAGCAUUGUACCUCACUGUGUUCAUCUGAGUAUCUUGGAAACGCCUGCAAGAUCCUACAGGCAAAGUCAGACAUCACUUGGGUAGAGAAAGAUCUGGUGGACCCUGCAGACAAGGGCGAGGGUGUUGUGAAGGAAAUCAACAUCACGCACCAUGUGAAGGAGGGCUCUGAGAAGGCUGACCCUUCUCAGUUUGAGCUUCUGAAGGUUCUGGGACAGGGCUCUUUUGGCAAGGUUUUCUUGGUGAGAAAAAUAACACCACCAGACAGCAACCACCUCUAUGCCAUGAAAGUGCUCAAAAAGGCAACACUGAAAGUGCGUGAUCGUGUAAGAACAAAGAUAGAAAGGGACAUCCUAGCUGAUGUAAACCAUCCCUUCGUGGUGAAGCUGCACUACGCAUUCCAGACAGAGGGGAAGCUGUAUCUCAUCUUGGAUUUCCUCCGAGGAGGUGACCUUUUCACUCGGCUUUCCAAAGAGGUCAUGUUCACAGAGGAGGACGUGAAGUUUUACCUAGCAGAGCUUGCUCUGGGACUUGACCAUUUGCACAGCCUGGGAAUCAUAUACAGAGACCUCAAACCAGAGAACAUUCUCCUGGAUGAAGAAGGACACAUCAAACUCACAGAUUUUGGCUUGAGUAAGGAGGCAAUAGACCAUGAAAAGAAAGCCUACUCCUUCUGCGGGACAGUGGAAUAUAUGGCCCCAGAGGUUGUGAACCGUCAGGGCCACUCCCACAGCGCCGACUGGUGGUCCUAUGGGGUGCUGAUGUUUGAGAUGCUCACUGGCUCCCUGCCGUUCCAGGGGAAGGACCGCAAGGAAACGAUGACCCUCAUCCUUAAAGCAAAACUGGGCAUGCCUCAGUUCCUGAGCACUGAGGCACAGAGCCUCCUGCGAGCCCUCUUCAAAAGGAACCCAGCCAACAGAUUAGGUUCUGGUCCAGAUGGGGCAGAAGAGAUAAAGCGUCAUCCGUUCUACUCUACUAUUGACUGGAAUAAGCUGUACCGAAGAGAAAUCAAGCCGCCCUUCAAGCCUGCUGUAGGCCAGCCUGAUGACACCUUUUAUUUUGACACAGAAUUUACAUCGCGUACACCGAAAGAUUCCCCAGGCAUCCCUCCCAGUGCAGGUGCACACCAGCUCUUCCGCGGCUUCAGCUUUGUGGCCACCGGACUGAUGGAAGACAGCAAGGUGAAACCUGCACAGCCCCCUCUGCAUUCCGUGGUGCAGCAGCUGCAUGGAAAGAACAUCCAGUUCAGCGAUGGCUACGUGGUGAAGGAGGCGAUUGGUGUGGGCUCCUACUCUGUGUGCAAACGGUGCAUUCACAAAGCAACCAACAUGGAGUAUGCAGUCAAGGUUAUUGACAAGAGCAAACGGGACCCUUCUGAGGAAAUUGAGAUCCUCCUGCGAUACGGGCAACAUCCAAACAUCAUUACCUUGAAAGAUGUUUAUGAUGAUGGGAAGUACGUGUAUCUGGUGACAGAACUGAUGAGAGGAGGGGAGCUGCUAGACAAAAUCCUGAGACAGAAGUUCUUCUCAGAGAGGGAGGCCAGUUCAGUCCUACACACGAUCUGCAAAACGGUGGAAUAUCUGCAUUCUCAAGGGGUAGUUCACAGGGACUUGAAACCCAGCAAUAUUCUCUAUGUGGAUGAGUCAGGAAACCCAGAAAGCAUUCGUAUAUGUGACUUUGGCUUUGCCAAGCAGCUGAGAGCUGAGAAUGGUCUUCUGAUGACUCCUUGCUAUACUGCAAACUUUGUGGCACCUGAGGUACUGAAGCGACAGGGUUACGAUGAGGGCUGUGACAUCUGGAGCCUGGGAGUUCUCCUUUAUACUAUGCUGGCAGGCUGUACUCCAUUCGCAAACGGACCCAGUGACACUCCAGAAGAGAUCCUGACUCGAAUAGGCGGGGGAAAGUUCUCUGUCAAUGGAGGCAACUGGGACACUGUUUCUGACAUGGCCAAGGACCUGGUAUCAAAGAUGCUUCAUGUAGAUCCUCACCAGCGCCUGACAGCCAAGCAGGUCCUGCAGCACCCAUGGAUAACACAGAAGGACAGCUUACCCCAGAGCCAGCUGAAUCACCAGGAUGUCCAGCUGGUAAAGGGGGCAAUGGCUGCCACAUACUCUGCACUGAACAGCUCUAAGCCGAGCCCCCAGCUGAAGCCCAUCGAAUCUUCCAUCCUGGCGCAGCGGCGAGUGAAGAAGCUCCCCUCCACCACCCUGUGAGGAUGGGGUAGUGUGGGGUGGUUACACCAGACUUUGCACAACUACUGAGGUGUGGCAGGACAUAGGGCAGUUGGUGCCUGCCCCCUGAGGACUUGUUCUCAAAUCCACGUCAAGGCCAAGUGCCUUCUGCCUGCAGUAGACUGGCUCCUCCUUGUGUGGACUGAUCUUUGCUGAGAGAACUUCACUGUAAAACUUUUUUGAAGUGUAAAUUGUUGAUUUUUAAAGACAUCCAUCUGUGUAUAUGAGAAUUAGAAUGUAUAACUGAUGUCAAGUGGCACUAAAAAGGAGCUCUGAUUCACCCUUUCCCAUGUAGGGCCAGAUAUUUGUUGUAGCUACGAUAUUUCAAAUAAGGUAGGGAUCAUCUAGAGAGAGUCCAGCAGAGGGCCACAAAGAUGAUUAAGGGCCUGGAGCCCAGAACUGGUCGUGGUAUUCCAGAUGUUGCCUCUCCAGGACAGAGCAGAGGGGCAGGAUCACCUCCCUCGUCCUGCUAGUCACGCUUUUUUAAAUUCACGCCAGGUUACCAUUGGCCUUCUUUGGCCACCAGGGCACACAGAUCUACGGAGCUGUGUAAUUUGCCCUGUGACAGGCAAACCAGCAGUACAGUAGCAGGGCUGCAUAUCAGGCCACCUCCUCUCAGGUGUAUUACACCACUUUGCAGUGGGAAAUAAUGAGACCUAGUUAGGACAAGGCAGGAAUCAACAGGAAGGGUGGCAGGAUGUGGGCUGCGGGGGGAACUCCUUCUCUCAGGGCAUUUUAGUGUUAAUCGAAACCAACGCUUUGAGGUGAACUGUGCUAGAAGUAAAUCCCAGACCCACUCUCACCUGCAGGCCAGUGCUGGAGCUGCCCCAGUGCUGGCAGAUCAGAAUCGCAGAGGCUGCGGAUGCACGAGGGUGUGACUGAAGUCAGCAAAAGUCCUUGUGCAAAUUUCUGCUACGGGCAAGUUUUGAUUAUUAGUUCCCAAUCAACCAAGUGCUAUUACUUUUUUAAUUCCAGUGCUCAAUAAAAAAGGACGUGUUGAUCUCUGUGUAUGAGAGCUGUGGGAAUCUGUGUGGCCAGGCAGCCUCUUGCUGCCUUCGUGGUUUUCUCUGACAGCAUUAAACCUUUCCCAGGAUAAAGAGGGAUUAAUUGCUAUCAUUUGAACAGAGGACACAUUACAAGGAGUGAAAGUGGGGCUCCUUCAACCUGCUGUCCCAUAGGGCCGUAGGAAAGCUUUGGCAAGCUGAAAUCUGGUAUCCAGUUUCUAAUCACGGAGUCUACCUGGAAUUAUUCAGCUGUGCCCAGGCACUGUGUUUACCUGUGUUUACCUGCAGCCAAGCGGCCUGGAGAUAGCAGUGAGCAUCUCUCUCUGUGUAGAUGCAGCUUCUGUGUAGGAAAGGCUGAGCUUUCCCAUUUGGGAGCAUAAAUCAGCAAUGUUUUCUGUUGUAGAAGGGCUGACCCAGCUGAGAGACUGUUUUCCUUCUUCCCACUGUGUAAAGCAGCCAUGCCUUCCUCUUAAUGAUGUGGUUCUGACCUGUCAAAUUAAAUGGAGCAUAAAUAAAUGCAGUUUGGCCUGGUAGCUGUUCCCACCAAGAGUUCUUGGGCUGUUUGGAAACUGAAGUCUGGCAACUCUCUAAGCAAUCAUCCUUUUUCCUUAGUGAAAUGCAGCACAGCUCCAUGCACCCUCUUUGUAUCAGUUCAUGCAGUUUUAACUUCUUCCUGCAGAUUUGCCACCAGUCACUGACUGGCUGGGAUGAGCCCAGGAUGGGUUGGCCUCAGGGUGCGACCAGCCCCCAGCUGGGCUUCACGAUGCUCUGGGAUUGUGGGCACACGCCAGGAUGUGGGUCAUGUGCUGUGCUUUCAUGUAAUAUUCAACAAUUUAAUCCCCCUUUGAAAGCAAAGACAACAUUUUAAACAUAUCAACAUCUUUUUCAAGUACAGGGGGAGGCAGUGAAUAAAACCUUCAUUCAUGCUAUGGAGGCUGGAGGUCUACUGCCACUCCGUUUUCUUGCUCUGGUUAUUAACACAUCAAGCUGUCUCACCACUCAGCACAGCUCACUUGCUGCCUUUCUCCUUUGUGUGGUGCCGGAACACCUGCCAUUAAUACUAAUUCUGCUCUGGAGAGAAACUCCCUUUCAGAUAUGCUUGUCUGAAAAUAAAUUGACAUGUAAAAGGUCUCUUUUGUCAGGAAGUGCAUGUAAAAUGCUGGAGUAAGUAGCUGAUCGCUUACAAAAGGAGCCACUGACUCUUAAAAGGAUGCAUGUGAAGGGGGUUAUAAAUGUUAAAUAUGGGGGUGAUGUUGUAAAUGGGCCAGCAACUCGAGAAGGGUCACAUAGCUGCAUUCUCUGGUAUUAGACUUGAAUUGGGGUGAAGAAUUGGGGUGUUGUUUUUUUUUUCAUCUGAAUCUGUGGCAAUAGAAGCACUGCAUUGACUCUGGGUGAAGCCACUUAGAGCGCAUUUGGAGUAAACUCCUUUUU
This is a messenger RNA of Lagopus muta (rock ptarmigan), 6191 nucleotides long. RefSeq names its product ribosomal protein S6 kinase A1 (gene RPS6KA1). The coding region runs from base 1366 to 3738 and encodes 790 amino acids. Gene Ontology annotation, biological process: positive regulation of DNA-templated transcription; intracellular signal transduction; protein phosphorylation. The transcript has 22 exons. The record is from RefSeq and is a predicted model, not a curated record. Gene Ontology annotation, molecular function: ribosomal protein S6 kinase activity; magnesium ion binding; ATP binding. NCBI's taxonomy places the organism in Eukaryota, Metazoa, Chordata, Aves, Galliformes, Phasianidae.